GAAUAACGGAAGUGAGUCCGUCGUUGUCAGCAGCUUCUGCUCUAUGUUCAGUUUCUCCAUAUAGCUCCCAUCUAGAGGGAGUUAGUUUGGCCAAUUAAUGUGUCUAAAUGUAAGUUCGUCGCUAUUUUAACAGCAUUUUCUUCUUUUUUCUGGCAGCAGCUAAGCUAAUGUUAGCUUAGCAUACUGAGCGACAGGACGGGACGUUGUUAGAGCUUUGACGCUUUGACGGUGAUCAGGUUGUGUUCAUGAUGGAGUUUAUGGAGAAGAAGUUCCUCUGAUUGUGUGAAGAUAUCUGAGCUCCAAAGGAUGAUGAAGUCAGACACCGAGCAACCAGAACCAGCAGAGGAAGAACCGACUGGAACAAAAUCUGGAGAAUCUCCCCGACUUUCUGGCAUCCACCAGGUCAAACAGGAAGUAGUUGCUGAGGAGGAGAAGUGGAGUCUCAAACCAGACCAGGAGGAGCAGAAACCUCCACAGAUUAAAGAGGAACAGGAGGAAAAUGAGAUUACAGAGUUAACUUUCAGUCCUGUCCAUGUGAAGAAUGAAGAUGAUGAAGAGAAACCCCAGCCCUCAGAGCUUCAUCACUGCAAGACCGAAGAGGACAGAGCUUGUGUUGGACCAGAACCGGAUCAGUGUGUAGAAUCAGACAAUGAAGAUGACACUUCAGAUUCCGCAGAAACCGAUGUCAGUGAUGGAAACUGGGAGGAAAGCAGCGAUUUAUCAGAUACAAACUCUGUUAGAAGUAAUAAAGAUUCAGCGGAUGGUAAGUCAGGAAAUGGUGAAUUACACACCUGCGCAGAAUGUGGCGAAAAGUUCAGCCUUCAGAUUUAUUUACUAAGACACCAGAGAAUCCACACAGGAGAAAAACCUUUUAGCUGCUCCUCUUGCCGGCAGGCUUUUAUAUGGAAAUACGCCUUAAUGAAACAUGUGGAAACUCACAGUGACGACAAACCUUUCAGCUGCUCCAUCUGUGGCCAGAACUUCAGGAGGAAGGGAUGGUUAACUCAGCACAUGAGGAGACACACUGGAAGAAAACCUUACAGCUGCUCCAUCUGCGGCUGUGGUUUUCUGUGCAAGCGUGAAUUAGCUGAGCACAUAAAGACUCAUAGUGGAGAGAAACCUUUCAGCUGCUCUGUCUGCAAGGCGCCUUUUUCAAGCGAGAAAACGCUGGUGCAGCACUCAAAAAUCCACAGCGGACAGAAACCACACAGCUGCCCUUACUGUCCGACAACUGUUAGAAGAAAAGACAGUUUGAAGCGACACUUAAGAACCCACAGCGGAGAGAAACCGUUCAGCUGCUCUGUCUGCAACAAAAACUUCAGCGUCAAGGAGAGCCUGAAUCGACACAUGAGGCGUCACACAGGAGAAAAACCUUACACAUGUUCUGUCUGUGAGGCCCGCUUUCAGCUAAAGCAAACUUUAGUGGAGCACAUAAGAAUUCACACAGGGGAGAAACCGUUCAGCUGUUCUGUCUGUCAGGAAGCCUUCAGGAGAAAACAAGAUUUUGUGAACCACACAAAAAUUCACAGCAAGUCUACCUGCGAGGUGUGCGGCCAAAGCUUCGACAAAGCUGUUCGCUUGGCUCGGCACAUGAGAUUUCAUGACAGUGAGAGAACUUUCAGCUGCUCCGUCUGCGCGGUGGCUUUCAUCAGGAAGAACGCCUUGAUCCAGCACAUGAGAACCCACUCAGAGGAGAGACCGUUCAGCUGCUCCGUGUGCAAGGCCACCUUCAAAAGGAAGGACGGCUUGAAGCUGCACAUGAGGGUUCACACCAGAGAGAAACCGUACAGCUGCAAGGGCUGCAACAAGAAGUUCACCCAGCUGUCCUGGUCCAAAACACAUCAGAAACGAUGUUUAAGCUUACGCAGCAAACUGAGCUGAUGUUGGUGUUCAAACUGCAGAUUAAUCAAGGUUCAUCAACAUUUCUCAUCAUGGCCUCUAACAGAAAGCUUCUGCAGUAUGGAGGAGUAGUAGGGCCAUGCUAAGAUAUUUUUUAAUUACAAGAAUAAAUUUGAAAUAACAAAAGAAC
Poecilia latipinna (sailfin molly) is the source of this 2029-nucleotide messenger RNA. Its product is annotated as gastrula zinc finger protein XlCGF57.1. NCBI's taxonomy places the organism in Eukaryota, Metazoa, Chordata, Actinopteri, Cyprinodontiformes, Poeciliidae. Gene Ontology annotation, biological process: regulation of transcription by RNA polymerase II. The transcript is spliced from 2 exons. The record is from RefSeq and is a predicted model, not a curated record. Gene Ontology annotation, cellular component: nucleus. Gene Ontology annotation, molecular function: DNA-binding transcription factor activity, RNA polymerase II-specific; RNA polymerase II transcription regulatory region sequence-specific DNA binding. Bases 307 to 1881 code for a protein of 524 amino acids.